Messenger RNA from Cinara cedri, 4741 nucleotides. The record is from the annotation of a GenBank genome assembly. NCBI's taxonomy places the organism in Eukaryota, Metazoa, Arthropoda, Insecta, Hemiptera, Aphididae.
CUGUAGACACUUUAGACGUUAUAAACAGUUUUGUCGUGGACGUUAAUGGUCAUUGUUAACUUGUCGGUCACUGAUCUAAACUAUUUUUAUAAACCUCAUCGACAACUAUAUCGUGUAAGUAUAUUAAUACAUAUUAUAGAACGUUGCUGUUUCGUGGCAUUUAUAUAUUAUAAACAUUUAUUAGAAAUAAUGAAUACAACUCAAUUGUUUAUCAUCUCCAUCAUGAUUUUUGUCGUCCACCACGUACUUUCAGAAGACCACCCAGAAGAAUGUGAAACUUUACCUUCUGAAUUGCAUAUCAUUAAAGGUAAAUUAUAUCGUAUUAUUUUAAAUUAAUUCAAUUUAUAAUUUUUAUAAUGGUUUAUUUAGAGGAAUUCGAUGAACUCGGACGACUACAAAGAACAUGCAAUGGUGAUAUAGCGGUGAACAAGUGCGAAGGAGCGUGCAACUCACAAGUACAACCUAGUGUCAUAACUCCUAGUGGAUUCUUAAAAGUUAGUAUUACUUUAUAAUUUAAUUAUUAUAUAAAUAUUACGUGAAUUUUAUAAUUCAAAUUUGUGUACAAUAUAUAUAAUUUUAUUUCAUAAUAAAUUGUAUCUAAACAUUUUAAAAAAGUCCUAUGAGAUAGGUACUUUUCUAAAUAUCUGAUUUGUACAAAAUUCUUCUUGAUUGUAGCUAUUAAAAAAAAAAAAAAAAUUUUGUUUUAAAAGAUGAGCUUUGAGAAGAAUGUAUUAGUUUUACUAUGAUGUGGGCUUCUUUUUUUCUGUCUAUGAGUAAAUUUCCCACAAGAAAUCUUACUCCAAUAAAAAAAAACAAAAAAAAGUUACGUUUUUUUUGUUGCAUUUCGUAUUUAGUUGGUGCAUUAAGGAAGUCAUUUUUCAAGUGAUUUUCAUAAUAGUGGCAUUAAUAAUGGUUUCAUUAUUUUCGAUUUUGUUUUUUUGUUGUAAAUUUUAAUUAGGUUAAAAAUAAUUAUUGGGGACUUGAGAUUUUUACAAAAUACUUAUAUUAGGCUUUAUGAACUUGGUUAAUUUGUCUAAACAUUCUGAAAAUUUUUAAGCUAUUCGUAUUUAUAGGCAUUUGAAAUGUUUGAGUUUUUGAGUUUUUAUUUAUCAAAAUUUUCAAUUAGUAGCCAAAAAAUGAGUUACGUAAUACAUUAGGUUUUCUAUAAGCGAUUAAAAUCAGAUAUUUACGAAAAUCGUAAAAAUUACGGCAUUUCAAAACAUUGUACAAAUGAACUACAUCAGAAUCGUUUUUGAUUAGUAAUGGUUUUUCAUUGCGUAAAUACAUAUUUAAAUUAAACAACUUUAUGUAUUCUACCUUCUCAACUUCCCACUUACCAUAGUGACUAAGGACUAAACCUAUAUUCAGUAUCAAUAUGAUUUAUAUAUCAUAUAAUUUAAUCCAUAAAAAUGUCUUAAACAAUAUUUUAUACAAAUACAGUAAUCAAAAAGUAGGUGAUAAUGUAAUAUAUAUAAUAAUCGUAACAAUAAUACAUAUUAAUAAUAUGAUCAAUUACAUUUCGAAUAGUUGAAAUAAAAAUCUAAAAAAGACGUCCUAGGAUAAUGGAGUCGGGUGCAGCUACUGUUAUAACUUAUAAGUAAUUUAAUGUACAACUGUAAGUAACGAUAAACCAUUGCUAACGGAAAACCGAUUCUUAGUGGAGCUCAGUUGAUAGUGCUGCUUUGUCAACAAUAUAUAUGUCAUAUUAUGAUAAAAUAAUUAAAUAGGUAUUAUAUAUUUUCUUCAAUAUAAUUUGUUUAAUGUUGUAUCGAUUUUCCUGUUUUUCCCAUGUUUUUUCCCGGAUUAUCACAUUUGCAAAGAAAAAUCUUGGACAAAUCGAAAAAUGAUCUCCCUAAAGUACUUUUCCAGUCAGAUUUACUUUCAGAAAAAGUGCUAUCAUUGUAAAUCUGAGCAAAAUUGCUUGUAGAAAAGUUAUACACAGAAAAAAAAAAGUCAUAAUAUUUCUUUUACUAAUACCUACAUUUUGUAUAUUUUCCUUUUUUCCGACAAAUUAUCAGAGUUAUUUCCUGUUAUUAUGAAAAUCGACUGAAAAAUCACAAAAAUUACUUCCCUAACUCAUGAAGAUAAAAUUUCCUUUCAGAAAAUAAACUACUCUUGAUACAUGAGAGCAAUAUUCCUGAUAGAAAAGUUAGCACAACAAAUCGAGGGGUAUUUUUACAUUAAAAUCGCCAAGCAAGCAAUAGCUUUGUUUCUAGGUAUACUUAAAAUGCAUUUGUUUUUUCCCUAUCUAAGUAAAAGGGAAAAAAAUGCAAACAAUUUCUUUUAAAACCCGGUGGGUUUGAACCCAUGACCCAUGACCCAUGACAACACGCACUCAUUACCAUUCAACUACAACAAACAUUUAGUAAAAUAUAAUAUAGAGUUAUUUAAUAUAAAAAUGCAAUAUCUGCAUAAUAUUUAAACCUCAGAAAACUAUAAUUUCGAAACUUAGUCAGUCCGCUCAAUUCUGACUUCACCAUCUUAUCUUUUUCAAAUCGGUAAAACAUAUAUGUAAAAAAAAAAAAAAAAUUGAAAAAUUAAAUUUGUUCUACAUAAUUUUUUGCUAAAGCAAUUUUCGUCAAAAGUCUUUAAUAAAAACAAAUACUACAUUAAACUAAUUUUUUUUUUUACCAAAAAGUAAGACAUAAUAGCCUCCUAUUAAGUUUUCAAGCAUUUCCGUUAAGUCAAACAAUUUUACCACAGAGUACAUACAGAAUAAAAAUUACGUACAAAACUCACAAAAUUUAAAUUUGUCAUAAAUAGUUUAGAAAUGGCUUCAAUUUACCACGUUUAAAAAAGACAAAUAUAAGUUUUUUGUCCAAAUUUCAAGUCUCUAUGAAGAUUUUAAACUGAAUUACAACAAAUAACAAAAUUGAUAAAUUAUAAAAACAUUUCCUGUUUUUUUUACGUUUUAUCCUGGUUUUUUCCAGAUAUUAUGAAAACUGCUUGGAAAAUCAAAAAAUUACCCCCCAAAUAUACCAUCUGGUCUAUAUUUUUUUUCAGAAAUGGUGCCGCGCGUACAUAUUGGAACAAGAUUUCUUGUUGGAUUUUUGCACACAAUAUAAAAAAAAAAAAUAAAAAUAUAAACACCUUAGUAAAACCAAUACAUUCUUUGCUCCACUCAAAAUCUAAGAUAAGAAAUACAAUAUUACACUAAAUUUUUCCUUUUUUUGACCACUAAGUUACCAGGGAUAUUUCUGGUAGAAAACUUAAUUUGUACAUACUAAAAACACUGAAAACGGUAACGCCGUGGCUUGCCGUAAAUAUUUGUCGUUUUACCUACAAUUUUCAUUCGAGGUUUUUCCAAUUAUUUCGAAAAAACUCUAGAAACAAAAGAAUACAACCCAAAUGCACCGACGAGAGAAAAUAACCAUUCAGAAAAGGUGCUAUAGUCUAUACUUCGAAGCAAGUUUUCUGGUAAAUAUAGAAAAAUUGCUCACAGACACACAAAAAAAAAAAAAAAAUACACAUAAUGGUAAAAUCAAUAGAUCCCUCGCUAUGCUUCGAAUCUAAAAUAACAAAUAUUGAUAUUAUUCAUAUUACUUAAUUUGGCUUCGAUAAUUCGAAUUUUGAAAAUCAGGCUUCUUUCAAAACAACAAAAUGUGUGAAUGAAAAAAAAUUAAUGAAAUCCAAUGAUUCUAUAGAACGUGACAUUUUUUCCCGUAAGACAAUUUUUUUAAAUUAAAUCACAGGCUCUAAUAACCAUAAUCUUAAAUUGCUUUAUUGUUAGUUUCAAUUACUUCGUUUGGGGGUUUUUGGGGAAAAACUUCAUAAAGUUCGGGUUUUCUGUUUCAUUUAUUUCUUAGUUAUAAUUUAACAUUUUCAAUUUUUUUUUUUUUAAAUGUGUGUUUAAAAUGCUUAAUCCAUUGGGAUAAUCUAAAUUUACCUUUCAUACUUACUUUUAUAGUUUUUGUAAAUUUAUCUUGAAAAAUAAUAUUUUAGAAAUUAAUUCAAAAAGUUAUUGAUAUUUUGAUUUGUAAUCAAAAUAUGUUUUUUUAUUGAAGUCAGAAUGUCUAUCUGGCUUAAUUUUAGAGCUACAAACGUCUAAUGAAGUUUACCCCAUAGCUUCCAAACGAAAACAAAAUAUGACUGUUGAUUUAGUUUCGAAAUCCAAGUGAGAAUUUAUUUCCAUUAAUUAUUAUAUUUUUAUUAUAAAAGUUUAUUAUUUGAAAUAAUUCAAUGACGAUUAUCUACAAAUAAUAAAACAAAAUAAAUUGCAUAAGUAUUUACUUUUUUUGUACCUAAUACAUGGGUACAUAGAUUUUAUUUUAGCUACCUAACCAAAUUUAUAAAACGUAACAAAACAAUAUACAAUGAAUUACAAUAAUUAUCAUCAUAAUUUGUAUUGUAUAACAUGAUUUAAUUUUAGGAAUGUUAUUGUUGUCGUGAAACAUUUUUGAGGGAAAGGAUUAUCACUCUUACACAUUGUUAUGAUCCUGAUGGCAUGAGAUUGACAAAUGAAAAAUUGGCUACAUUAGAAGUGAAACUAAAAGAACCAGCGGACUGCAAAUGUUUUAAAUGUGGAGAUUAUUCUGGCUAGAUAUUUUAUUUAAAAAUUCGUAGGUACAAUGAGUACUUAGAAAAUUUCCCAAUGUAUUAUUUUAGUUAAUUUAUAAUUAUUAUUAUAUUUAUAGUUUUAAAAACUAAACCUAAGUGUUUUGUUAUUGUAUUUGCACAUUUUCUUGUUUAUAUGUUUUCUUUUGAGUUUAAUAUAACAGCAUAUUUAAUAUAAAUUAUAAAA